Messenger RNA from Sphenostylis stenocarpa, 780 nucleotides. The record is from the annotation of a GenBank genome assembly. Lineage: Eukaryota; Viridiplantae; Streptophyta; Magnoliopsida; Fabales; Fabaceae.
AUGAAGCUUUCCACUCUUAAAUUACUUCCUUUCUGUUCUCUUGCUCUGUUCUAUUUUUAUCCAUUUGUUUUAGCAGCCGUGUCACAACCUAAAAGUGUGAACCAUUCAUUUCAUGUUCCUGCUAUUAUAGCGUUUGGUGACUCAAUCUUGGAUACGGGGAACAACAAUUAUGUUGAAACAUUUAUGAAGGCUAAUUUCAAACCAUACGGGAGGGAUUUCAUUAGAGCGAAAUCCACAGGAAGGUUUAGCAAUGGCAAGAUCCCUUCAGACUUAUUUGUUAAAAUAUCUGUAAUCACCACUCCACCACCACAGUUUCUUUUUCUGGAUUCGUGCACUGCUAGUGUAUACAAGUAUGCUGGUCGAGAUGUCUUCCAAUUUUCUACAGGAUGUGUGCCAACGCAAAGAACGUUAGGAGGAGGCAGAGAAAGGAAUUGUGUAGAAUCAGUGAACCAAGCAUCCAUGGUGUAUAACUCCAAGCUUUCUUCUUCAAUUAUGGCUCUCAACAGAAGUCUUCCAGAUGCCAGGCUUGUCUACCUUGAAAACUAUAGUGAAUUCAGUGGACUUAUCCACCGGUACAAUCAGUUUGGAUUUGAAGUGGUGGAUAAGGCAUGCUGUGGCAUUGGAAACGUGGAAUUUGACUUUAUCUGUAGUUUUCUCUCCUUGAAUGUCUGCAAAGAUGCCUCCAAAUAUGUGUUCUGGGACGGUUAUCACCCGACAGAGAGAACCUACACCAUACUUGUUUCAAAGGCCUUGAAAAAGAAUAUUGAUAAGUUUGUUUAG